UUUUUCCUCCUCCUCCGCCGCUUCUCCUCCUCCUCGUCUUCUCAGGCUCCCCUCCGCUCGCCUCCUCUCCUCCUCCGCCGCCGUCGCCGUGAUGGGGACGGGAUCCAAGAAGAAGAAGACGGUGUCGUGGUGCACGACGGAGGUAUCGGAGGGCACGCACGCGUUCAAGAUCGUCGGCUACAGCCUCAACAAGGGCAUCGGCGUCGGGACCUUCAUCCGGUCGGGCACCUUCGCCGUCGGCGGCCACGAUUGGGCCAUCCGCCUCUACCCCGACGGAGUCACCGAGGAUUCCAUGGACUACGUGUCGGUGUAUCUGGAGCUGAUGACCGAGAACGCCAAGGCCAUGGCGUUCUACACGCUGGGCCUGGUUGAUCCGGUCACCGGAGGGAUCCGCUGCAAUUGGUCCCGAUCAUCGCCGAGGCUGUUCGAUUCCUCCGAUUCGAGCCGUUUCGGGCCAAGAUCCCCACUCUUCAUACCGAGAAGUGAUCUGGAGAUGGAGGAAUCUGGCUACAUUGUGAAUGAUCGCCUCACGGUUGAAUGCGAGGUUACUGUCACCAAGGGGCCGCAGGUGUCAAGAACCAUUGGUUGCUCUGAAAUCGGCGUGCCACCUUCAGAGCUAUCUGAACAUUUUGGGAAGCUGUUGGAGGAGGAAGAGGAUGUAGGGAGGGAUGUGGUUUUCAGUGUCGAGGGAGAGUCCUUCGCCGCGCACAAGCUCGUGCUCGCCGCGCGAUCGCCCGUCUUCAAGGCGGAGUUUUACGGGGAGAUGAUUGAAAGGGGCACAUUUUCCAUAGAUAUCAAGGACAUGCAGCCUUCUGUCUUCAGGGCUCUCCUGCAUUUCAUCUACACUGAUGUGUUGCCUGCUGACAUUGGCGAUCUUGAGGGAGAUGAUUAUGUCGAAUUUAUCCGGCAUCUAGUCGUGGCGGCGGAUAGAUAUGCCAUGGAUAGGUUGAAGUUGAUGUGCCAAAGCAUCCUUGGAAAGUAUGUUGAUGUGAAGAACGUGGCGACUACGCUGGCUUUAGCUGACCAGCAUAACUGUGAUAAGCUUAAGGAUGUUUGCAUUCAGUACAUUUGCUCUCUGGAUGAGGUUGAUGCUAUGGUCAGGACCAAAGGCUAUGCAAAUCUCAAAAGAAGUUGCCCUUCUGUGUUGGCAGAUUUAUUUGAGAAGACAAGCAAGUUCCGUGCUUCUUGAUUAAUUAAGCUUACUCUAUGAUUAGUUAAUUUAGUUCCCUAUAGUAUUAGCUUGUCCAAACUUUAAGCCAUGGGCUGUUAGUUUAGAUCUAGGUGACCAAUUCAUGGAUAGGUUAGCAGAGCUGAUGGGUAGGUUAUUCACUUUAUUUUUGAUUUAAAUGAAUGGCCUGCAGCUAAUUUUCAUAGAGUGGCUCAUAUCCUGGUAACCCAUGUGUCAUUAGUUUAUGUCUUAAAUUUUGUGCACCCUUUUGUCGAACGGUUAUUGUAUAAAUUGUCAAAUAUCAGUGUCUUCAGCUGUCCAGUAAAUAAAAAAGAACUUGCUUAUGCUUAUAGUGCUUUGAUAAUGAAACCACUACAGAAUACAGAUAACAAAUGCAUGUCAUUGUGGUAGGAAUGGA
Messenger RNA from Oryza sativa Japonica Group (Japanese rice), 1586 nucleotides. Its product is annotated as BTB/POZ and MATH domain-containing protein 1. The record is from RefSeq and is a predicted model, not a curated record. Gene Ontology annotation, biological process: protein ubiquitination. Lineage: Eukaryota; Viridiplantae; Streptophyta; Magnoliopsida; Poales; Poaceae. Gene Ontology annotation, molecular function: protein binding.